This is a messenger RNA of Mus musculus (house mouse), 3881 nucleotides long. It is a transcript of the gene Aoc2, whose product is annotated as amine oxidase copper containing 2. The record is from RefSeq and is a predicted model, not a curated record. Gene Ontology annotation, molecular function: primary methylamine oxidase activity; copper ion binding; quinone binding. The transcript is spliced from 4 exons. Gene Ontology annotation, biological process: amine metabolic process. Lineage: Eukaryota; Metazoa; Chordata; Mammalia; Rodentia; Muridae. Gene Ontology annotation, cellular component: plasma membrane. The coding region runs from base 1453 to 3537 and encodes 694 amino acids.
UUACUAGUUGAACCUUCAUUCCUCUUCACAGUGCAAGAACUAAUGGGAGGUGGUUCCUGCUGUGUGUUGACGCUCAAUUGUGUGAAAGCUGCCUGUCUUCACCAGAUUCCAGGUCCUUCCUGGUGAUACCCUGAGCUGCCAGCAGAGGCUGCUGUGGUUAUGUGUGGGACCAGCAGCUCGGGCUGACCCUGUCGAUCCAGUCCUUUUCCUCCAUACCAGCUUGCCUCUACAUACAUACAUACAUUCAUACAUACAUACUUACUUCAUACAUACUUUUUUGAGGGAACUCCUGGUAUUGGUUUAUACUGACCCACAGUGCUCAUAAGAGGCUUACAUCCCUCUAAAAUAACAUGUCCUCACUUCCCUCCUGACAGUGAGACUCUUCAUUGUCUAUAGAGGUUUAAGGUCCCAGUAGGGGAGGGGCAUCUACUCUAUUCUAUCCCAGAGUUUAGAGCCACUAGCUACCUGCUCUGCCUGCCUGCCUCCCUCCCUCCCUCCAGGGUUACUAAGCACUUGCUGUGUAAGGCUACAUUUUAAUCAAAAGCACUCCACAGAAUACUUUUAUGCUUUUUAUAUAUUUAUUCGGUUUUUUUGUUUGUUUUUUAAAGACCCUUCUCUGUGUAGCCUUGGCUGUCCUAGGACCGCUCUAAAGACCAGGCUGGCCUCAAACUCAACAGAUCGGCUUGUCUCCUGAGUGCUGGGAUUGAAGGCAUAUAGUACCUCUCCCUGGCUAUGCUUUUUAUUUUUUAAGGCAGGGUAUCACCUAGGUUGACCUAUAAUUCACUCAUGUAGCUUAGUUGAACUCUCAGCACUCCUCUUGAGUGUUGGUAUUAUCAGUAUAAAUGACCAUGCCUCAUGCGCCUUCAUAGGGAAGAAAUUCAGGAUAUGUAGCCCCUUUAAGGCUACAUAACUUGGACUGGAUCAUUGUAUAGACCUAAACACAGCUCAACCUCAACCAGUCGUCUCUCUGACUGGAUAGAGUAAGGCCUGGGUCUCCCAAGUCAGGCACUCAUUAGGUCCCAGGUAGAGCUGACUGCUCAUUGCUGAGUUGGGCGGUGGGUCUGGGAACUGGGAAUGUAAUUCUGCUAAGAGGUGUUUUGUUAGUACUUGUGUGUUAGACAGGGAAAGGAAGGAGUGUGUAUCGAAACUGCCUUCUCAGGUAGUUCAGCUCCAUUACCCACCCCAUCCCUCUCACCUGUUCUAAAUGAUGACACGUAGUAGUUAGUGACCAUUGGCAGUCAAAGUUUAGGGACAGGAGCAAGCUAUGUAAUGUCUUGAGCCAGAGCACAAGACAGAAAAUUGGAACAGAACUACAUAAAGCACGAUCAGAGAUUUCCUGUCCAGCCCACAGGGUGGAGUUUAGUCCAUUCCUCUCCAUCAUCCUGAAUAUAAGCCUGCCACAAUGUCAGACACCGAUGAGCUCUCAGGACGGGGGGAGCUUCAGUGCCAGCCAUGAAUCUCAAGGUGCUGCUGCUGCUUCUGGGGCUGUCUUUCCUCACUGUCUUUGCUCUGGUCUAUGUCCUGCUGACCAGGCAAGGCAGUUUCAGCCAGUCUCCUCGAUGCCCUUCCAUACCUCCCAGAAUUCAUCCCUGGACACACCCUAGCCAGAGCCAGCUGUUUGCAGACCUGACCCCAGAGGAGCUGACAGCUGUGAUGAGCUUCCUGACCAAGCACCUGGGGCCGGGGCUGGUGGAUGCAGCCCAGGCUCGACCCUCGGACAACUGUGUCUUCUCAGUAGAGUUGCAGCUGCCUGCCAAGGCUGCAGCCCUGGCCCACCUGGACAGAGGGGGGCCCCCACCUGUGCGAGAGGCACUAGCCAUCAUCUUCUUUGGUGGACAACCCAAGCCCAACGUGAGUGAGCUGGUGGUGGGGCCCCUGCCUCACCCCUCCUACAUGCGGGAUGUGACUGUGGAGCGCCACGGCGGCCCCCUGCCCUAUUAUCGGCGCCCCAUGCAGAAAACUGAGUUUGUUCAGAUAUGGAGGCAUUUGAAAGAAGUGGAGCUACCAAAGGCACCCACCUUUCUGGCUUCUGUCUUGAACUACAAUGGCUCCACCUUGGCACCUUUGCAUUCUACUGCUAGUGGUUUCCAUGCAGGCGAUCGAGCUACCUGGAUAGCCCUCUACCAUAACAUCUCAGGUCUUGGAGUGUUCCUUCACCCUGUGGGGCUGGAGCUACUGUUGGACCACGGGGCCCUGGACCCUGCCGACUGGGUAGUCCAACAGGUCUUCUACCUUGGGCAUUACUAUGCAGACUUGGCCCAGUUGGAAUGGGAGUUUAAAGUUGGCCGCCUAGAAGUGAUUCGGGUCCCUCUACCCACACCAGGUGGAGCUUCCUCCUUGAGGCCUAGAGUCACUCCAGACCCUCCUCUUCCCCCUCUUCAGUUCUCACUUCAGGGUCCCCAGUAUAACAUACAGGGAAACUCAGUGACAUCUCCCCUCUGGACAUUUACCUUUGGUCAUGGGGUGUUCAGUGGCUUAAGAAUUUUUGAUAUUCGGUUCAAGGGUGAGCGUGUGGCUUAUGAAGUCAGUGUCCAGGAGUGUCUGACAGUUUAUGGUGCUGAUUCCCCCAAAACAAUGACGAUCCGGUACUUGGACAGCAGCUAUGGGCUUGGUCUCAACAGCCGAGCUUUGGUUCGGGGGGUGGAUUGCCCCUAUCAAGCCACAAUGGUGGACAUCCAUGUACUGGUGGGCACGGGGUCAGUCCAGCUGCUUCCAGGGGCUGUGUGUGUAUUUGAGGAGGCCCAGGGACUGCCCCUUCGAAGGCAUCAUAAUGGCAUCGGGGGUCAUUUCUAUGGUGGUUUGGCCAGCUCAAGCCUUGUGGUCAGGUCGGUGUCAUCAGUGGGCAACUAUGAUUACAUCUGGGACUUUAUGCUACACCCAACCGGGGCCCUUGAAGCUCGUGUCCAUGCCACGGGCUAUAUCAACACAGCCUUCAUGAGUGGAGGAGCUGAAAGUCUCCUCUUUGGGAACCGUGUGGGAGAAAGAGUGCUGGGAGCGGUGCAUACACACGCUUUCCACUUCAAACUGGACCUUGAUGUAGCAGGUUUGAAAAACUGGGUGAUAGCUGAAGAUGCGGUCUUUAAGCCUGUAGCAGCCCCCUGGAACCCAGAGCUUCAGCUACAGCGCCCACAGCUGACCAGGUACCAGCUUGUGGUGACCCAGAGGAAGGAGGCAGAGCCUCACAGCAGCAGCAUCUAUUACCAGAACGACAUGCGGAGCCCAGCUACGGUUUUUGCUGACUUCAUCAACAAUGAAACCCUCUUAGGGGAGGAUCUGGUGGCUUGGGUGACAGCCAGUUUCCUGCACAUCCCCCAUGCUGAGGACAUCCCCAACACAGUGACUGUGGGAAACAGAGUGGGCUUCUUGCUCCGACCCUACAAUUUCUUCAAUGAAGAUCCCUCUAUCUUCUCCCCUGGCAGCGUGUACUUUGAGAGGGACCAGGAUGCCGGGCUCUGCAGCAUCAACCCUGUGGCCUGCACCCAACAGCUGGCAGACUGUGUCCCCAACUUACCCUCCUUUUCCUAUGAAGGCUUAUAGGCCUGAGGCUAUGGUGAGGCCCCAGGGUAGGAGGGAUGGAAUGUGGAGUGGAGAAAUGGCUCAGCGAUUAAGAGCACUUGACUGUUCUUCCAGAGGUCCUGAGUUCAAUUCCCUGCAACCACAUGGUGGCUCACAACCAUCUGUAAUGGGAUCUGAUGCUCUCUUCUGGUGUGUCUGAAGACAGAGACAGUGUACCCAUAUACAUAAAAUAAAUCUUUUAAAAAAUUUUAAAAAAAGAAUGGAAUGUACACACUCCUCUGUUCUGUUCCUGAAUUUUGUUUUUUGUCUUUUUGUUUUUGUUUUUCAAGACAGGGUCUCUCUGUAUAGCCCUGGCUGUCCUGGAA